This is a messenger RNA of Alternaria incomplexa, 2565 nucleotides long. RefSeq lists its product as uncharacterized. Gene Ontology annotation, molecular function: protein kinase activity; ATP binding. Bases 1 to 2565 code for a protein of 854 amino acids. Gene Ontology annotation, biological process: protein phosphorylation. The transcript is spliced from 3 exons. Lineage: Eukaryota; Fungi; Ascomycota; Dothideomycetes; Pleosporales; Pleosporaceae. The record is from RefSeq and is a predicted model, not a curated record.
AUGGAUGAAUUUCCUCCAUGUCAGGUCGCCCUCGACUACCUAGAAAUAAACGAGAUCAAGGCACUAUUCGAAGACGAGCCUUAUGGCUUGACAACAGAACGGCUAUACCUCUGCCCUUGCUCGCGAUGCACUCGGGACGGCGGAUCAAGAGAGUACCGUUCGGACUGCUUUAAGGAGCGUCGAAAACAACAGGAACUGAGGGGAGACUACGCCCUUAUUUAUGCACUUCUCAUCAGUAUCCGUCGCCCAGGGCUUAUUCACAUGUUUCAGAAGUACGAGCUAAAGCUCGACGGGACUAGGUACUUUCGCGACGCGGACUUUGACGACCUCCGUCAUCGAGAGACGGUCUUGGACUUGGAGACAGUACAAAGGAAGAUACUGGAACAGCAGUAUAACUUUCUUGUACGGACACUUCGACCAGCGCCGGACGUCGUAUUUAUCCCAACAAAAGAAUUGCUGCCCAUCAAAGAGGAUACGGAGCUCAAGGGAGAAGGAACAUUAGCAGAAGUCAGAUGUUUCGAAUUCCAAGACGACGACUAUCGGUCGGAGGACUUUGGACCACAUAUCAAAAGGUUCGCUCGCAAGAUCUUCAGGCAUGGUAUGGGCAAAGCCGUCGCGAAAGAAUGGUACAAUCUCCAGAGGCUUUCGAAGGAGGAAAACCACCCGCACCUCAUGGUGGCUUUGGGCGCGUAUUGGCAUGGUAGUCACUUCUUCAUCUUGCAGGAAGAAGCUGACGGAUCACUUCACGACUACCUUAAGGGACCAGGAGACGUAUUCGACUUCCGGGAGCUCUGGGCGCAGAUGCAAGGCGUUGUUGAAGGGCUCAACACUCUCCACAAACUUUACAAAGGGACCAGAAUCGAGUACCACCAGAAUCUGAAACCCGCAAACAUUCUGAUAGUGAAGGGAACGAUGAAGAUUGCAGAUUUCGGCUUGAUAGAAUUAAAGGCGGCAACGUUGGCAGCUGACGCAGACCCGACCGAUGUUCCGAACGAGCACAACACUGGCUACUAUGCCGCCCCUCGUCGAGGCGGAUACACCCGAGAAUGCGAUAUAUGGUCACUUGGAUGCAUAAUGUCUGAGGUCGCAACUUGUGACAUCCAAGGUCGGGACGGAGUUAGCCACUACAAGAAGGCUCGCAUGGCUGAUGGGCCAUCUGGCAAAGACACUCCGCGCUUCUCCUAUGGGCGAAAGGUCAAGGAUGCAGUUAUAUUCAUGCAUAAGCAGCUCUAUGCUUCUGUUCAAUCAUCAACGCCGACUGACGGAAACCCAACAAGACAAUUACAGAAAAGAUUCUACAACGAACGUUUCUUCGACCUCUUGAACAAGAUGUUCUGGUGGGGUCGUGCGUCCGCCGACUUGCCAGAAGUCUCAGAUAAGGGUAUCGGCCUCGAUGCGGCGCAUGUUAUCGAAACACUCCAGAAGUUACGCAAAGAGAUUUUACCGUCUUUACCUUUGGAAACGCUGCCCUGCGAACUGGUGAUUGGUGCACCGGUAGAUUGGUCAGGUCGCGGCACAUCGCAUGUUGACUACAAGAUAGAUGAAAGAGUGCCAUUGGUAGAAGGUCGCUUUCUUGGACAUGGAGUACACGGCGGGGUUUACGAAACGGAGAUAGGAAGCAAUGGGAUUCGACUAGCAUGGAAGCGCAAAUACGCCCGACGCAAGAUCGGACAGAGUGAACGUCGAGAGAUCGAGAUCAUCAAACGGCUCAGUCAUGCGCACAUUAUACGUCUCAUAGGAACGUAUACUCGUGGGCUAGUUCUCGGCCUUCUACUAUGGCCUGUCGCUACUUGCGAUCUCGCAACACUCUUGGUAGACGCAGAUUGGCUGCAGAAACGUACAACUGAUGGAGACUGGGAAGACAGCGACGCCCUGGUAUCGGUUUACUCCGAAGACUACGAUCACGACCGAGAGCCAGCUUUCGUAUCUCUAAGCCUUACGGGCAACGAUGGUCAGCAAACAUUGAAAAGCACGAUAGCGUACCUCUGGAAGACAAUCGGUUGUAUAGCUAGUGCUGUCUCGUACUUGCACAGCUCUGGUAUCAAACACAAGGACUUGAAACCCUCGAAUGUAGUUCUGUCUGCCAACGGCCUUUGGGUAACUGACUUCGGCUCUGCAACCGACUAUUCUAUUCUGUCGUCAAGUCUUACAGACAAUGGCGAGCGUGGGACACCAAAAUACUUUAGCCCUGAGGUUGCAAGAUGGGAUCCGAGUCGUUCUGCUUCAGAUAUCUUCGCGAUGGGUUGUGUCUUCUUCGAGAUAUUCACGUUGUGCAUGGGCUAUUCACUCGAAACCACACAGACGCUACGCGCAAGGGGAGAUAGGUCGUUUCAGGCAAACCUCGACAGCAUUACACAUUGGUUCGAUAAUGACGAGGAUCUGAGCCGAAGACCAGCGGAUGAACACUUAAUCGGCUUGAUCCGGCAUAUGAUGAAACCGGAGCCGAAGGAUCGACCAAAAGCGUCUCAGGUAGAAGAGCAGAUCGCUCUCAUUGGCGAGAUUGCAAAAGCUACAGGUGAAUCGGAGUUCUCCCUGUAUGUUGAGGGCUUGUCAUGUUCCUGUUAG